AUGAGGGUCUCAUCGGAAUUCAUGGACCUCCCUGCUCCCGAUAUCAAUCCGGAGCGCCCCCAAAACGUCUAUGAGGGCAACAUAUUUGACCAUGAAAGCGUCUCCGAGGCGAUCCAACCACUGUCAUCACACCCGGAACUUAUGGCUGACAAUUUAUCCUGGGGAAUUUGGGGAUCACCAGCACCGCCUCAGGAAGAGGCCGUUUGGACAACAGCUGGGGCUACGGAAACGGAUAGAAAUGCCAGCACUGCCCUAGAUUCAAAUCGAACUCGAUCUGGCCGCCGUAUUACUCAACCAACUGUUCGACAAGCUGAGCCUGUGACAAUCAAAGGGCCUGUCAAAGUGGCAGCUAAAAAGCGGAAGCGUCCGAACCGCCAGGUCAAUAUAGUUUGUACCGCCUGUUACAGAGGACACAGCCCCUCGAACAAUUUGAUUGUUCUAUGUGACUCAUGUGAUGCUCCGUGGCAUCAGAAAUGCCACAGUCCAAACAUUCAUAAUGAGGUUAUCGAAAUUUCGGAGAUGAAUUGGUUUUGCAUCAAGUGUAAACCUGAGCAACGUCAGGCAGCCCAGACCAAAUAUCAAAAGAAUGGUGCAACGAAAUUGAAAAAAGUCGAACGACCGAAGAAGCAGCCUGUGUCUGAACCUCAAAUUGGUGGAAAUUAUUAUCCAGAGGAGGAACGACGGGCGUAUCUGUCAUCUCUUUCGCAUGAUUCGCUAGUCAAGCUUAUAGUGAGAGUCUCAAACGAGUGGCCGUCGGUUCCUAUGUUUCCCCGGGACAUGCAACCCGUGACAGAUUUCACUCUGUCACCUUCUGCGACACCACACAAUAAUCGGGUUUCCAAACCUACACUGAAGGAAAACGUUCGUUCUGCAUUACUUGAUUGGGAAAAUCAGGAACCAUCAUUCAAGAACGCUAGCGACAUGGGUUUAAACCAACAGAUCGGCAAGAAUUCUAAUACCGCAGCCCCCAAUGCUACUUCCAUGAAUCCCGAAGAACUCUUUGCUGCAAUGGUUUCCGAUACGGCUCCCAAUCCUGCUUCCCCGGCGGCUCUUGGUGGCAUCGCUGCGGGCCAGGUUUCCACCGGAAUUCCUCACACGCAUGCUUCCACAACUGCUCCCCAGACUACAACAACAACUUCCCAGACGCCUUCCAGAGCCACGCGCAGAUUUACAUCGCAUGCUGCGCCUGCAGGUGCACGUGCUCGCAAGGCCUCUUUCGUUUCUUCGAACUCUGACCUGCUCACCGACGACGAGUCAUCAUACUCCCAAUCCCCCACUCCGUCUCCAUCUCAGUCCUCACAAGUUGGAUCCCAGCAUGAAUCGGAUUAUGACCCUGGAGAUUACCGCGCCUACCCCGAAGCUGGUCAAGGCUUCCAGGUGCCGUCGACCCCGAGCGAUCUUGACAUCAUGGCUGAGGAUAAGAAUUGCCUUACCUUCAGUCAUUCUAUCCGGGGCUCAGCGAAGCAGGCUCAGAAUAAGAAGCCUUCUUCGGCGUAUGCAGUGGUGAUUGAUCCCGAUCUUGUUCUGGUUUAA
This is a messenger RNA of Penicillium roqueforti, 1533 nucleotides long. RefSeq names its product phf1/phf2 family PHD finger domain-containing protein. Gene Ontology annotation, molecular function: chromatin binding; DNA binding. The transcript has a single exon. NCBI's taxonomy places the organism in Eukaryota, Fungi, Ascomycota, Eurotiomycetes, Eurotiales, Aspergillaceae. Gene Ontology annotation, biological process: regulation of DNA-templated transcription; chromatin organization. Gene Ontology annotation, cellular component: nucleus. The record is from RefSeq and is a predicted model, not a curated record. The coding region runs from base 1 to 1533 and encodes 510 amino acids.